Messenger RNA from Thermothielavioides terrestris NRRL 8126, 1702 nucleotides. RefSeq lists its product as uncharacterized. The coding region runs from base 196 to 1452 and encodes 418 amino acids. The transcript has a single exon. Lineage: Eukaryota; Fungi; Ascomycota; Sordariomycetes; Sordariales; Chaetomiaceae. The record is from RefSeq and is a predicted model, not a curated record.
UUACCACAGUAGUCACUUAGUCUUGGGGUGGGCGACCUUUUGAUACCAACCCCAACUCCGGCUUCUCAUCAACGUUCACUAUCUUCACGCGGUGUCUGGCAGAAGUCUCUGUCGUGCCGUCCUCCCUCAGCUCCUUAUCCUCCCACUCUAUAACCCCAUGCCUCGAUAAUAGGCCUGCGGUUUCUCUUCAUCAAGAUGAUGCCUUCUUUCUUCAACGCCGACAUGGUCGGUGUUCCUGAUCACCACGCCUCUGGCGGAGGCUACACCGUCGAUUCAAUACUUAACGAACUCUCACGACAACUCAUUGGGAACACGCGGCGGUAUUCGAGGGCGUCGAACGGGCAGCAGCGGGCAGGCAACAGCAUGAGGAUAUCCAAACCCGGUAGUGCCAGCAACAGUCCGAGAGCGUCGACCCUACAAUCCCGGAGGAGGACCUUGAUCGGAAAUGGGUUCCAGGGCAGGAUCCAAACGCGGUCUCCCGCGAUGGGCCAGCCUUAUCUGCCUACUCCUGCGUCAGAAACACCGAGCGAGUCCUUCUACGAGCGGGAAACACGCCCGGCGCGCCCGCUCAGCUGGCAUCCCUCCUCGCAGCAAACGCAUCAGUCGCUCUUCCCACUCCAAGACACCAGCGGCAACACGGUGUUGUACCCGUUCCCGGCUUACAGCGACGCCGACAUGCUGGCGGGCCUACAACACUUUCCCCCAAGCCCGGUGGUCUACUCGGGCUACGCCUCGCCGGCGGAGCCAUUCCCGCCGCUCUCGCCGGCGUACUCGAGCUUGGAAGUGCCGCAGAUGUGCUCACCCGCGACCCAGUCUGUGCGGGUGCCGCCGCAACAACAGCAACUGCAGCAACAGCCCGCCCUGUUCCCUCCCCUCGCCUGCUCGAACUGCUCCUCGAGCAGCACGGCGUUAGAAACGCCGUACCUCCCUCGUCCCCGCGCAGCGCAAGACUCGCCGUCCUGGGACGCUUAUCCCAGCAGCUGCGGCAACGCCCUCCUCGCCCGGUCCACCGCACCGCCCACGCCCGAAGACUUCGCGUGCAGCCUGUUCCCGGACCAGUCGUUGGCCGGGACGAGAGGUGGCCGGCAGCUACAGCAACAACAACAAGAUACGACGACGACGAGGGGCUCGGCUGCCGGCACCCAGCCGCCGCCGGCACCGCUGCCGCCGUCAUAUCAGCCGCUGAUCCACGACGACGAGAACGACGACGAGUCCGAGGGCGAGAUCUUGUACGGCAUGGGCCUCUACGACGCGCCGGACCACAGCAAGACGCCGAGCCUGCACCAGUCCGUCGUGCUCUCCCUGCUUGGGGGCGCCAGGGACCAGGAGCCCGACACGGGCAAGGGGCUCGGGCUGAAGCUUGAGGACGCGUGGGAGCCGCCCGCGAGCGAGGAUGAGGAGGAGGGGGCCGAAGAGGAUGGGCAGGGUCAGGAGGAGGAGCACAGCGAGUGAGAAGUGUAAUUGGUAUGGUGGCUUGAUCUAUUUCUUCGCCUUUUCUUGGCUUUCUUCUUUUUUUGCUCUUCUUGCCUCUCCGCUCAGCUUGGCCGCGUGUACUGUGCAUCGACAGCGAGGCGUUUUCGGGUUAUGGAUCGAGGGUUAUGGGUAAACGGAUACGAGGCAUGGGCAUCGCAUGCACUACAUUGCAGGAUGGGCACGGACAAGGCACCUCAGCGGACAGCGAAUGGCUACGGAAAGGCGUCUA